This is a messenger RNA of Arabidopsis thaliana (thale cress), 780 nucleotides long. RefSeq names its product tyrosine sulfotransferase-like protein. The coding region runs from base 141 to 533 and encodes 130 amino acids. NCBI's taxonomy places the organism in Eukaryota, Viridiplantae, Streptophyta, Magnoliopsida, Brassicales, Brassicaceae. The record is from RefSeq and is marked reviewed. The transcript has 2 exons.
AAUAAUUUGGGUGAGAAAACAAAAAAGAAAUAGGAAAAGGGUUUACUAACGCCAAAAAACCCAACCCUUGUCUGCGUUCUUCAUCAGCGCCGCGUUCUCAAAGUUGCUCUCACAGUCUCCGAUCUCCAAUUUUAUAAGUUAUGGCUGGAAAAGCUGCAGAAGCUGUGGCAAAGACAGUGACAGGGUUUCAACAUCCAUGGAGGGCGAAACUCGAUAAGUACAGAACCGAGUUGACGAAAGGUGUGUGGGGUUAUUGGGAGAUGGGAGCAUGGAAACCGUUAGGGAUAAGUGCACGAAGGAGGGCUAUGCUGAGGAAAGAAGUGUUGACUAAUGGAGAAGAUUGGCCUUAUGAUCCAGAGAGGAAAGCUAUGAGGACAAAGAGGAAAGGGCAUAAAUGUGAUAGAAUUUCAGCUGAGAAAAGAGAGAACACUGCGAAGCUUAUGUUGAAGAUGCCUCAGAUGUUGCUUGAUUAUAAGAAGAGAAGGUGGGAAAAGAAGAUGAAGGAAGAAGAGAAAGCUAAAGAAGACAAGUAAUUGAUUUGUUGAGAUCAUGAUUACUAUAGACUUGGUUGAUGAAUAAGAAUAAUUUAGUUUGUUGAUCUUAUGAAAUCUUGGAAGGUUUAAGAUCACAAGUUUGCUUCUGAUAUACUUUUGUAUGAUGUUUUUUUAUGUUUGUUUUUAACAGAACCCAAAAGUGUUUGUGGUUAGGAUCGGAAUUUGUUUUUCAACCAAGACUAAUUUUGACUGUAAAAUAUGGUUUAUGAAAUAUCGGUUCGUGCAA